Chrysemys picta bellii (western painted turtle) is the source of this 3686-nucleotide messenger RNA. It is a transcript of the gene FGF17, whose product is annotated as fibroblast growth factor 17. Lineage: Eukaryota; Metazoa; Chordata; Testudines; Emydidae. The record is from RefSeq and is a predicted model, not a curated record. Gene Ontology annotation, biological process: positive regulation of cell population proliferation; regulation of cell migration; animal organ morphogenesis. Gene Ontology annotation, cellular component: cytoplasm. Gene Ontology annotation, molecular function: growth factor activity; fibroblast growth factor receptor binding.
GCCACUACCACAGGCGCAUACCCCUCCUAUGCCAGGUGUGUGCUGCUGGGAGUGGGGGAUUGGAUGAGUCAGUCACCCUCUCCCCACUUCUGUUAAUUGAGGUUGGUUUCUCCAACUUGGGGACACAACAAGCCGCACUGCCAAGCUGCCUCCCCCACCCCCUUUCUCCUCCCUCACAGGCUCCUGCUAGGUAAGGUUCCUCCUUCCUUCUCCAGCUGCUGAAUGACUUGCAGGGAAGCCAGAAGGGAAGGUUCUGCCCCUGUCUGCAGAGACUCUUCCAAGCUUUCAGGGCUGACACAUGGGAAGUGCUAGCAAUAGCCUGCAAGCAAGCCCCUGCUCCCUCGCGUAAUCUCUCUGUUGGAUCCAAGCUUGGAACUUACUGGAGCCUGAGCCUCUGAAGUGUCUUCUCCUCCCCAGAUGGGAGCACCUUGCCUUGAGCCACCUUCCCAUGUAGGAGGAUGCAGCUACCAGGCUGCAGGAGGGAUGCAACCCAGUGAAUAAACUGAGGAAAGCAGCAAGUUUCUAUUUUGGGGAAGGGUGGGGUGGGGAGGAAAGGGGAAAUGGAUGAAACAAACUUGGAUGCUAUGAAGGUUCUUGAAGCACAGCAAGGAUCCUGGUAAAGAUUAAAAAAAGAAAGGAAGGAAGAAGACGGAUGCGCUGCUCCAGCCAUCUCCAUGCACUCUAUCAAUUUUUGUUCCAGGCACUUUAUGAUCACAUGUGGUCUUAAAGGUGCAAGAAGUGGGGUUGUUUUUUUCUGGCAUCUCCUUUCCUGCUGUUACUGGGGGCUUCAGACUAAAAAGGAGGGGACACCGCUCCUUAGCUUCACCCCCAGGAAUGUGCCAGUUUUAAGAGAUCUUUGCAGCUUUGGGAGAGUUUGAGAGCACUCAGCUCAGAGCUGAUUUAGUUCAUUUUAUGUAUUUAUCUCUUUUUUUUUUCUUCUGGCAAGCGACAUGCAGCAGUACGUCAGCCUCCAAAACCUUUCCAUAUGUUUCCAGCUCUUAAUGCUCUCCUGUCAAACCCAGGGGGAGAAUCAACCGUCUCCUAAUUUUAACCAGUACGUGAGGGACCAGGGCGCCAUGACAGACCAGCUGAGCCGAAGGCAGAUCAGGGAGUACCAGCUCUACAGCCGGACCAGUGGCAAGCAUGUCCAGGUGAACGGCAAAAGGAUCACCGCCACGGCAGAGGAUGGCAACAAAUUCGCAAAGCUGAUCGUGGAGACAGACACCUUUGGGAGCCGUGUGCGCAUCAAAGGAGCCGAGAGCGAGAAAUACAUCUGCAUGAGCAAGAGGGGGAAGCUCAUUGGAAAACCCAAUGGCAAGAGCAAAGACUGCAUCUUCACUGAGAUCGUUCUGGAGAACAACUACACAGCCUUCCAGAAUGCCCGCCAUGAGGGCUGGUACAUGGCCUUCACGCGCAAGGGCCGCCCUCGGAAAGCCACCAAGAGCCGCCAGAACCAGCGGGAGGCACACUUCAUCAAGCGCCUCUACCGCGGCCAGCUGCCCUUCCCCAACAACGCCGAGCGGCAGAAGCAGUUUGAGUUUGUGGGGUCCUCCUCCCCGACGCGCCGGACGAAGCGCACCCGCACCCCGCGGCCCCGCACGUAGGGCCCUGUGUUUUGGAUAGUGCCACUCACCCCUGCUGUGCGGAGGGCCGGGCCAUCUGCCCGCCCCACACACAGACCCAGGCUGCUGCCCCAUGCUGUAUGUAGGGCCGGGCCAUCUGCCUCCCGCACACAGAUCCACUCUGCUCCCCCAUUCCAUACCUAGGUCUGUGUGUCACUUGCAUGCCCGGUGCCCACCACUACGCCAUGCUGCACGUUGCUGUGCGUCCUGCCCUCCAAACACACCCAUACCCACGCACACCCAUUGCCGCAGCUGUACAUAGGACUGUGCCCCCCAGCACCCUGCCACUCCCCAUAUUUUUUUUUACAAAGAUGCUCUAUUUUUAUACUUUGAUUCUCUUAGGCACAAAGAAAUAUUGACUCAAGGAGCAAGGAUCAGGUUUGGGGGGUUAUUUUUUGUAUAUAGAUGUAACCCCAGGCAGGAUUUCCCUUUGUUCUAGAGCACCCCUGUAACGACCCCCAAGAUUCAAACACCCAUUGCUUUGCCUGCCCUUCUGUACAGCGACCCCUGCUGGGAGGGAAGCAGACAGCAACUGGUUUUGGAGACUUCUCCUUCUGACCCCGUUCUCAGCAUCAAAGGUGCUAACUCCACCCUGACAGCCAAGUUCCUGUGGGACCAAUCCUGGCAGCUGGUUGGGAUUUUUUAUUCCGCUACACGGGCUAAACUCAAAACUUCUGACUGGUGCGAUCUUUUAGACUGUGGGACAGUCUCCCCAUGUGGACGCAGUGGAACAAGACUGUCAACUGGACUGUAGGGAAGAAUCCUGCCUUGGGAUAGGGAUGAACUAGCAGGACUUUUUUCUCCAGUGUGCAUGGAUGUAUCUAGCGAACAGACAGCUGAUAUGCAGGAGACUGUCUGCAAGGGUCCCAGGGCCAACAAAUCUAAGUGACUUGGAAGCCUGUAGAGCAGCAGAAGGGUUCAGAUCAUUCUGCCUUCCCAGAGGGGAGGUAGAUGUCUGUCUAUGGUACUUAGCUGGCCCCAUUACUGUAGCCCCUCACAAUCUGUAAUAUAUUUAUCCUCGCAACACUCCUGGAAAUCAAGACAGUGCUAUUAUCCCCUUUGUACAGAGGGGGAACGGAGACACAGAGAGACUAAGGCCUGGUCUAUAAGUAAAAUUUAGAUCGACCCAUCUACGUCACUCAGGGGGAUGAAAAUAUUUGCACCCCUGAGCACUGUAGUUAAGCCAAUCUAGCCCCCAGUGUAGAUGUGGCUAAGUCGGUGGAAGAAUUCUCCAUCAUCCUAGGAGGUAGAUUAUCUCGAUGGAGGGGGAAAAAAGCACCCAGUAACUGCUGUAUAGGCAUGCUCACAAUGACUUGCCUAAGGUCACACAGGAAAGUUGGAGAAAGACCAGGGAAUUGAGCCUAGGUCUUUAGAGUACUGACUUAGCACUCUAACCACUGGGCCAUCUUUCCCCUCCUGGUUGGUUAUUAGCCAGAGGGAAGAGGGUUCUGGGACUGAGCGGUGGGCAUUCCAGCAUGGAAAAGGUUGAGCACCACAGUUGCAGAGGCAAGAUCCCAGCACUUGUUUUCAGCUUGUCACAAGCCUCUUUAUUUUAUUUAUUUUAUUGUAGGGUUUUGACUUCCCUUCUUCCCUCAGUCAGGGGCUUUCCUUUUGCUUCGAGAGACCAAAUUCCCAACCACACACCUACUUUGGAAGAGAAAUAAAAUGAGGACACCCCGUUUGACUAGCCAGAGAGCAACCUGGCCUAGUGUCUAUGAUUCCCUACCAGGUAAAGAGAAACCACUUUUAGGGUUUUUUUUAAUACAUUCCAAUAUUUCCUUAAAGAGUCGACUGUUGUCGCUUUAGGCCUAAACAUUUAGACUUUGGGGGUUUUUUUUGUUUUUUUUAAACCUGAAAUGAAUAAAAAUUAAUGUCUUGGGUGUUUUUUUUAUUUCAAGCACAGCAUGUUUGGGGGGCUUGUCUGUAUGUUUCUUUUGAGAUGUAAGUGUUGUUCUGCUGUACUGGAUACCCAAAUGCAGCAGCAGCAGCAGAGGGCCGGUCUAGCUGCACUUCCCAAGUUGAGCAAAGUACAAAGAGUUAAAUAAACUGCACAUGUGGCAAAAA